Messenger RNA from Xiphias gladius (swordfish), 1498 nucleotides. It is a transcript of the gene wnt10a, whose product is annotated as wingless-type MMTV integration site family, member 10a. Gene Ontology annotation, cellular component: extracellular region. Gene Ontology annotation, molecular function: cytokine activity; frizzled binding. The transcript is spliced from 4 exons. Gene Ontology annotation, biological process: multicellular organism development; canonical Wnt signaling pathway; neuron differentiation. Bases 43 to 1302 code for a protein of 419 amino acids. The record is from RefSeq and is a predicted model, not a curated record. Lineage: Eukaryota; Metazoa; Chordata; Actinopteri; Istiophoriformes; Xiphiidae.
UUUAACUUUUUGGGUUCUUUUUUCAUAAUUACAAGGCACAAAAUGGAACACACAGUCCUCAGAAUAACAUGCGUCUUGGUGGUUAUCUGUCUCUUGGAUACAAGGGUAGACUCCAAUGAAAUCUUGGGCCUGAAGCUCCCCAACAUUGACCCAAUCCUGAAUGCCAACACGGUGUGUCUGACACUGCCGGGGUUGACGCGGCGCCAGCUGGAGGUGUGCAUGCGGAACCCAGACGUGACAGCUUCAGCAAUCCAGGGAAUCCAGAUUGCCAUCCACGAGUGCCAGCACCAGUUCAGAGGGCACCGCUGGAACUGCUCAAGCCUGGAGACUAGGAACAAAAUACCCUAUGACAGCAUAGUCUUUAAAAGAGGUUUUAGGGAGAGUGCCUUUGCGUACGCCAUUGCCGCAGCAGGUGUGGUGCAUGCAGUGGCCAACGCCUGCUCCAUGGGCAAACUGAAGGCAUGCGGCUGUGAUGAGAAGCGACGGGGGGACGAGGAGGCCUUUCGCAUCAAACUGCACCGCUUGCAGCUGGAGGCCAUCCACCGGGGGAAGGGUAUGGUGCACGGCGUCAUGGAGCACUUCCCCGCUGACCUGCCAGGACCCCAGGACUCCUGGGAGUGGGGCGGCUGCAGCCCCGAUGUGGAAUUUGGAGAGAAGUUCUCGCGGGACUUCCUGGAUGCCCGUGAGACCUACAAAGACAUCCAUGCCCGAAUGAGGCUGCACAAUAAUAGAGUUGGGAGACAGGUGGUGCUUGACCACAUGAGAAGGAAAUGCAAGUGCCACGGGACGUCGGGGAGCUGCCAGCUAAAGACCUGCUGGCAAGUUACCCCAGAGUUCCGUGUGGUGGGCUCAAUCCUCAAAGAGCGCUUCCACAUCGCCACGCUUAUCAAGGCUCACAACCGGAACACCGGACAGCUCGACCACUCCCACCACAACAACCACCACAACCACCAUAACCAUCAUAGCCACCACAACCACCACCACCAUCACCAUCAUCAGAACAACCACCAUCACCACCACCACACGCAUCGGCGGCGGCCAAGCAUCAACGAACUGGUCUACUUUGAAAAGUCGCCAGAUUUCUGUGAACGGGACCUGGGGUCGGACUCAGCCGGCACGCAGGGCCGGAUCUGCAACAAGACCAGCCCCGGCAUGGACAACUGUGAAAGUCUGUGCUGCGGGAGAGGCCACAACAUCCUGCAGCAGACGAGGAGCGAACGUUGCAACUGCAAGUUUCACUGGUGCUGCUAUGUGGUUUGCGAAGAGUGCAGGAUAACAGAGUGGGUCAGUGUCUGUAAAUGAAGAAAAACACAUCAAAAGACUAAAUAAAGAAAACAAAGAAAAAGAGACAUUUUUAAAUCAAGACUAUUAAUUUGAAAGGGGAGUAUGACUGUAAUAUAUGUGCCCCGUAACUUUUGCGGUGGACUGCUGUUUUCCAGAAGAGCAAGGACAGAGUGUGAAGCAGUUGAGCCAGCAGAAAGAUAGAUGUGCAUGUGGG